UUGUGUGGAUCUUUGUGCGAGCGCCUGUUUCAUGUAUCUAUUUCUAAAUUUAAUCUGGGCUCCGUGUGAUGUUGGGAGUGUCUGCUAUGAUGCUGGUCCUCUAUAAUUCUGUCUGGAUGAAGCCUGAAAAUGCAGUUAGGACACGAUUACCUGGACACGUCUGGGAAUCUGCUGACUGAAGUGCAAAGGUAUAGUUAUGGAGAGUGUCAUAGCUGAGUGCACAGACAUAGAAGGCAGCACGGAAACAGAGGAGGAAACUGAAGCAGAAAAAAGAAAGGAAGACGACCUCAGUGGUGUGGAGUGUCAGAAAGUCUGGGAACCAACCUUCUACUGCAACGUUAACAAGGAGAUUCAUUACUACGCUGGACGGGAAAUCAAGAUCUACGAGUCUCUUGAUUCAUAUGGCGCCAUCAUCUGGCCCGCAGGACUCGCACUAUGUCAGUAUCUGGAUUCUAAUCGAAGAACAAUUAAUCUACAAGACAAAGCAGUCUUAGAGCUUGGAGCAGGAACUGGCGUGGUAUCCAUUGUGGCCAGCCUCUUGGGUGCUUGGGUAACUGCUACUGACCUUCCUGAAAUCGUGGGAAACCUGCGAUGUAACUUGUGCAGAAACACAAGGGGAUACUGCAGCUAUACACCACAAGUGGCAGUGCUGUCAUGGGGCCAUGAUCUGGAACAAACCUUUCCUCAGUCUGUGUAUCGAUACGACUAUGUUUUGGCCGCAGAUGUGGUCUACCAUCAUGACUUCUUAGAUGACCUGUUAGUAACCAUGCGCCAUUUCUGCCAACCAGGCACGACCCUGAUCUGGGCCAAUAAAAUCCGCUUUGAGUCUGAUCUGGUGUUUAUAGAGAACUUUAAGAAGACCUUUAAAACCACAUUACUUGCAGAUAUGGGUGAGAUUAAAAUUUACUCUGCCACCACAAAAGAUGUUGAGGUAGAAAAUAAUUUUCCAGUGAUGCUGUUAGAAGAUGCAGUCAAGCAGGAAAAGGAGUCGGAAGAGUGCAACUUUGGAGAUGUUAGCAAGAACCAGGAUCAACAUCCGAAUGAGGAUGAACUGGAGGAAUUAAACAGAGAUACAAAGCAAAGGAAUGUCAGUGGAACAGGAGAAGAAACGUGUGAAGUUACAUACAAAGAAGCAGAAUCACAUGACUCAGAGAGGGACGAACAAUUGGUCGUCCAGAGAUCCUGUACACCCAGCAUAGACUCUAAACUAGUAAAAGACAUUUACAACUUCUUUGGUCAUGAAAUCUGCAUUGAAAAAUCCAAUGGUGGUAUCACAUGUCUGGCAGCAGUGGCUUUAUGCAAAUUCCUAGAAACACCAGCAGGUCAAGAGCAGAUUGUUCUACUUGACCGAACUGUGCUAGAGCUGUGUGCAGGCACUGGAUUGCUGUCAAUAGUAGCUACGUUGUUGGGUGCCAGAGUAACAGCUAUGGACCAACCAGAAAGCUUGGAGAAUCUAAGAAGUAACUUGGAUCAGAAUACAAGAGGUCAUCAGAGGCACAAACCUCAAGUGACAGCAUUAACUCAUGACCUCGAGCAAAACUUCCCUCAUUCCAAGUGUCAUUAUGAUUAUGUGCUGGCAGCUGAGGUGCUCUACUACCACGACUCCUUCGCUGAGCUAUUGGUUACCAUGAGACAUUUCUGCCAACCAGGCACAAAUCUGAUCUGGGCCAUUAAGGUGUGUUACCCAUCUGACCUGGUCUUCAUUGAGGACUUCAAUCAAGCUUUCCAUACCACCAUGCUGGCAGAGCUGGAUGGGGUGAGGAUUUACUUGGCGACUCACAGAGCCACGGACAACGAAAAUGACCUGAUGAAAACAAUGAGCACGGAGGAAGAGAUGGAAAAGUGUCCGACGGCAUGGAACUAUACAGAGGAAGAGAAUUCAACAAGAGAAAAGACACAAAACAGCAAAGAUUACAGUACAGAUAUCGACAAAAAUAAGGGACCAUGUGCCCAAGCUGUCAUACAUCAUCAGGAAGUGGAGGAUGAGCAAGAAGAGUAUACUGGAGGAAAUGACAGGGAAUAUGGAAGAUCUGGGAAAUGGGAAGAGUCCCAGGUUCACAGUGAAUCAUUUUCUGCAGAUGAGUCAGAUGAACAGAACUCUUGUCAGAGGAUUUGGGAAUCCAAGUUUUCCUACUUCCCUGGCAGAGAGAUUCACUACUUUAUGAGUCACAAAAUCAUCAUAGAGGAGUCAUUUGAUUCUUAUGGUGCCAUGAUUUGGCCUGCGGCAGUAGCUCUUUGUAAAUUCCUGGAAACACCAGAAGGGAGGCAGCAAAUUAAUCUACUUGACAAAACAGUUCUGGAGAUUGGAGCAGGAACCGGUCUACUCUCAGUUGUCAUAACCUUGCUUGGUGCCAAAUUAACAGCCACUGAUCUGCCAGAAAUCUUGAGCAAUCUGAGAUAUAACCUCAAUCGGAAUACCAGGGGGCUGCGCAGACAUGAACCUCAAGUGAAAGAACUGUCCUGGGGUUACGAGUUAGAAAAAACCUUCCCUCGCUCCUUACAUCACUACGACUAUGUGUUGGCAGCUGAUGUGGUUUACCAUCAUAACUUCCUAGAUGAGCUUCUAGCCACCAUGCAUCAUUUCUGUCGACCUGGCACAACUCUCAUCUGGGCCAAUAAGAUACGAUAUCCAUCUGACCUGACUUUCUUAGAAAACUUUGAGAACAUUUUCCAUACCACACUACUAGCAGAGCUGGAGGAAAUAAGGAUUUAUAGUGCCACAUAUAAAUCUUCAUAAAGAGAAACAGAAGAAUGACAAGAAUAAGACGUUGAAGAAUGUUUACACACACACACAUUUUGCCCUCUGCUGCCUGUAAUGUGAAUUGGACUUGCUAUGAAAACUGAAGCCUUCCACUUACCCCAUCUGCCUCCAUUGCCCCUGAUGAAACCGUGUAUGCCUUGUGUGUUGCCUUUUAAAGAGUAACUCCAGCAGCUUGUGGGCCUGUGUGUGACACUGACUGUGUGUGACUACAUGCCUUGACGCUUACAGAAAAACACUCCCUGUUAUUUACUUGCUGGUAGAAGCAAUAGAGGUGUGUAAUUUGUUCAUUUUUACAGCUCAAAUACUCUACAGACAAAAUAAGCAUGUCCAUUAUUUCCCAGUAUCUAAACAAAGCCUGGUGUGUUUGUGCGCUUGACAAAACCUAACAGCAGAAAGUUUUUGCAUGUGUUUAAAUGUGAAGCAAUGGCAUCUACACUAAUGGAAUAGCUCAAUGAUUCACAUUAAACCAGAGCCGCUUUAAUAAACACUCAUUUUAUACUCGUUUUAUAACACGGGGAAAGCAGCUUUGUGCAAGUUUGUCAAGCUAAUAAAAUCUAUUUAUCAUAUUAUAUACACAUACUACAGUGGUAACACAUGUUUAUACUAAUCUACAGUCAGGUCCAUAAAUAUUUGGACAGUGACACUAUUUUCGUAAUUUUUGCCUCUGUACACCACCACAAAGGAUUUGAAAUGAAGUAAUCAAGAUGUGAUUGAAGUGUAGACUUUCAGCUUUAAUUCCAGGGGUUUAACAAAAAUAUUGCAUUAACCGUUCAGGAAUUAUAGCCCUUUUUUUACAUAGUACAUCCAUUUUCACAGGCUCAAAAGUGGACAAUUGGACAAUUGACUGAUAAGCAGCUUCAUGGCCAAGUGUGGCCUGUUUCCUCCUUAUUUCAUGAUAAAUUAAGGCAAUAAUGGUUUGGAGUUGAUUCCAAGUGUUAUAUGUGCAUUUGGUAGCUGUUCAUGGGAACUUUCACUAUGUGGUCCAGAGAGGUGUCGAUGCAAAUGAAGGAGGCCAUCAUUAGGAGUAGCCAAAUCAACACUCUAGUACGGUCUUAAAAAGAAGGAACGCACUGGCGAGCUCAGCAACACCAAAAGGCCUGGAAGACCACGGAAGACAACUAAAGUGGAUGACUGCAGAAUUCUUUCCUUGUCGGAAAAAAAGCCCUUCACAACAUAUAGCCAAGUCAAGAACACUCUGGAGGAGGUAGGCGUAUUGUUGUCAAAGUCUACAUCAAGAGAUGCCUUCGUGAAAGUAAAUACAGACGGUUUACCUCAAGAUGCAAACCACUGAUAACACUCAAGAACAGAAAGGCCAGAUUAGACUUCUAGAAAACGUCUAAAUAAGCCUGCCCACAGAUGAAACCAGGAUUAUCUUGUACCAGAAUUAUAGGAAGAGAAGAGUAUGGAGAAGGAAAGGAAGGGCUCAUGAUCCAAAGCGUACCUGUGGAGGCAGUGUUAUGGCAUGGGCUUGUAUGGCUGCCAGUGGAACUGGGUCAGUGGUGUUUAUUGAUGAUGUGACUGCUGAUAGAAGUAGCAGGAUGUAUUCUGAAGUGUAUAGAGAUAUACUUUCUGCUCAGAUUCAGUCAAAUGCUGCAAAACUGAUAGGACAGCGCUGCACAGUACAGAUGGAUAAUGACCCAAAACAUACCACGAAAUCAACCCAAGGGCUUCUUAAGGCAAAGCAAUGGAAUAUGCUUAAAUGGCAGAGUCAGUCACCUGACCUCAACUCAAUUUAGCGUGCUUUUCACUUACCGAAGACAAAGCUGAAGACCCACAAACAAUCAGCAACUGAAGGCAGCUGCAGUAAAGACCUGGCAAAGCAUCUCAAGGGUGGACACUUUGGUGAUUUGGUGAUGUCCACGGAUUCCAGAUUUCAGAUUUGCAUCCAAGCAUUAUAAUCAAAAAUAAUCCUUAUAUUAAUCCAAGCAAAAUAAUCCUUAUAUUAAUAAUUAUAUUAGUUUGCCCAAUUACUUUUGAGCCUGUGAAAAUAUGUACAAAAAAAUGGCUGUAAUUCCUGAAUGGUUAAUUCAAUAUUUUUGUUAAACCCUUGGAAUUAAAGCUGUCUAACUUCAAUCACAUCUUGAUUGCUUCAUUUCAAAUCUAUUGUGGUGGUGUUCAGAGGCAAAGUUACAAAAAUAGUGUCACUGUCCAAAUACUUAUGGACCUGAUUGUAAUGUUACAGGCAAUUUGGAUGAUGUAUUUCAUUACUGCGGUAGAAACAGGAUUUAAAAAUCUAAACGUUUUUCACAUUUAUAGUCUGUAGUAAUGCUCACAGCAUUACCAGACACUGAGGCCUGAUUUUCAGUGAUCUCUCAGUACUGCCAGGUAGAUGUGUGUGUUUGUAUCUGAUAGACGAGCACAAGGAUUUGUUUUUAACAGUGUGGGACCGAAAUAAGCUCUUCUCCUCAAUGAGAUAAUGCCACCAUCCUCGAUUCACAUCUAAAGUUAACCCCCAACAUUUCCGUAAUAUUAUGUUAAGUAACUAACCAUUAUUUUUGUUUAAAUCAGAAAUCAAAACAGAAAUAAAAAAUUAGAGAUAAUGCAGUUUAAAAUGGUUUUUUAAACCAUGUUUUUGUUACCUUUUUCAUGAAAUUUGCUAGAUUUGCAGAGCUAAGAAACUUUAUUUGUGUCUGGAGUGGACACUUGUUGGAGUGGCAAUAUUGCCAAUCACAGCUUAACUAAGGUAUAUACUAAGAAAUAAUUAUUUUAUGUUUACAAAGCUUUUAAAAUGUAAAGAAAAUCUCAGUAGAUGAGUAUUUAGAAAUCAGUCGAGGACAGACAAAUUUAAAAGAGUUGAAAGAGGAAAAGACAAGGACCAUUUCAGAAAAGACAGAGUACACUCCGAGUAGAUUCACUGCCGUGACAGAAAUGACUGCUGCCAGGCUUGCUGAACUAUUACAAUAAUUAAUAACCAGAGAAAUGGCAUUCAGUAAGGCAGGCACUAUAGUAUUCAACCUUCACUGAACGUGAGACUGGUUAAUUAUACAUAAACACACUCAGUUUACAACACUUUUUUUUAAGCCAGGACAACUGGAGUAGGUCUUGUUCUAAGUGUUAAAUUGUAACUGUAUAUCACUUGCAUAAAGCUGCUUCGGUUUAUUGGUCUGGAGUGAAAAACUCAAUGAUUUUGACCUUCACGAAACAUGUUUGCAGUUUGCAGUGUUUGCAGUGUGCAGUUUGGUGGAAUUAUUUCAUGAUUAUUUUGUGAUUAAUGAAUCUGUAAUGAGAAUGGUAUUCAAUGUUGUCAGUUUUUACACACAAAAAUUACAGAAAGGUCUGAUCAGACACUAUAUGUAUGAUGUUAUUCCUUAAUGCACAAUAAACAUUUGUGGUCUACACUGCUAUUGUGGCUUGACAUUAACGUUGGGAAAGUAACUAUUUAAUUCAAUUCAAUCUUCUUUUUAUAGUGCUUUUAACAAAGCAGCUUUACAGAAAUAUAUCAAUCUUAAAUGUAAAAAGGUAUCCCUAAUGAGCAAGCCAGAGGCGACGGUGGCAAUGAAAAACUCCCCGAGGCGACAUAAGGAAGAAACCUUGAGAGGGACCAGACUCAGUGG
Molecule: messenger RNA, 6315 nt
Organism: Pangasianodon hypophthalmus (striped catfish)
Lineage: Eukaryota; Metazoa; Chordata; Actinopteri; Siluriformes; Pangasiidae
Exons: 11
Coding region: 197-2737 (846 amino acids)
Biological process (GO): peptidyl-lysine methylation
Cellular component (GO): cytoplasm; cytosol
Molecular function (GO): protein-lysine N-methyltransferase activity
Source: RefSeq, a predicted model, not a curated record